AUGAAGCGCGGGUUUUUUAUAGUAGCACUAUUGGCAGUAUGUGCAGCCCGCAAGGAUCAUGAUCAUCCUGUUUUACCCAUAGACAAAAACUUCAAAGCUAUAGAUGAAGAGCUAAAGACAGAAUUCUGGAUGGAGAAGGCUCAAAAUAUUUUGGCUCAUAAACUACAAAAUCUCAAUGAGCCCAAUACCCAAAGAGCCAAGAAUGUCAUUUUAUUUUUGGGUGAUGGCAUGUCAGUGCAUACUGUCACUGCAACAAGAGCCUUUAUGGGAGAUAGCAGCAAGCAGGUAUCCUUUGAGAAAUUUCCCUACUUGGGCCUUUCACGCACCUAUGCCGUGAAUAAAAGAACGCCCGAUUCGGCUACUACGGCCACGGCUUAUUUAAAUGGUGUUAAGGCCAAUUAUGGAACAAUUGGUGUUAACGCACAAGUAACGCGAGCUGACUGUUACAAGGCCAAUGAUACCUCCACACAUACCGAAAGCAUAGCCAAAUGGGCUCAGGACGCUGGAAAGUGGGCUGGCUUGGUUACCACAGCCAGAGUUACCCAUGCCUCUCCGGCUGGGGUAUAUGCCCAUACGGCCGAACGACAAUGGGAAAAUGAUAGGGCUAUAACCAAUGAUGGAUGCAGUGCCGAGGUUAAUGUGGAUAUAGCCCGUCAACUGGUGGAAUGGCCGGUGGGCAAGGAUCUUCGUGUAGUGCUGGGUGGUGGUCGCCGAAAUUUCCGAGAUCGCAGCAUGAAUGAUGAAGAAGGCUCCGCAGGCUAUCGCACAGAUAAUAGAGAUUUGAUACAAGAAUGGUUGGCUGCCAAAAAAGAGCAGAAAAAAACCGCCCAAUAUGUUUGGUCCAAAAAGGGUUUAGAAAUAGUGGAUUUAGCUAAGACAGAAUAUCUCUUGGGCUUAUUUAGUGAAUCACAUUGCCCUUAUCACGGCGACUUGGCUAGAGAUAAAUUGGAGAACUCAGAUCCUUCAUUGUCUCAGAUGACUGAGACAGCCAUUAAAAUGUUGAGCAAGAGUGAAAAGGGUUACUUUUUGUUUGUGGAAGGAGCGCGCAUAGAUAUGGCCCAUCAUGACUCAAGGGCCCAUAGGUCUUUAGAGGAUACUGAGGAAUUUGCCAAGGCUGUGGAAUUGGCUCGCAACAUGACCAGUGAACAGGAUACCCUAAUAGUGGUGACCUCAGAUCAUUCGCACACCAUGACCAUAAAUGGUUACCCGAAUCGUGGUGAAAAUAUUUUCAAAUUGGCACCUAGCCUUGCUAAUGAUGGCUUGCCUUAUACAGUGCUCUCUUAUGCCAAUGGUCCUGGGUUUUCCAAAACCUAUUCCUCCAGCAAAGGCCGCAAGGACUUAACCGAUACUGAUGUUCAAGAUCCCAAAUAUAGAUUCAUGGCUACCGUGCCCAUGGACUCUGAAACCCAUGGCGCCGAUGAUGUUGGGAUCUUUGCCUCUGGCCCCCAUGCCCAUUAUUUCACCGGCAACUAUGAGCAAAGCAAUAUACCCGCUCUUAUGGCUCAUAUAGCCAACAUAGGACCAUUUGCUGAUGAUAAACUGUGAUAAUAACCCCCAAAAGUUCCUGCCAUUCUGCCUCGAAUCCAAUGGAAAGGAAAUGUACUACGCUUAGAUCCUAAACAAAUAAAGUGAAGCAGGCUUCAGUGAUGAUGUCUGUGUUAAGUUUUAAUAAAAU
Molecule: messenger RNA, 1675 nt
Organism: Stomoxys calcitrans (stable fly)
Lineage: Eukaryota; Metazoa; Arthropoda; Insecta; Diptera; Muscidae
Product: membrane-bound alkaline phosphatase
Exons: 2
Coding region: 1-1545 (514 amino acids)
Biological process (GO): dephosphorylation
Molecular function (GO): alkaline phosphatase activity
Source: RefSeq, a predicted model, not a curated record